UGGCAAGUUGCUACCUACAUAUGCAUUGUAUAUACAAUCGAAAUAUACGGUGAGUUGAAAAAGUCAUUAUCGCAGCAAUCGAGAGCAGAAACAUCAACGAUUAUGUAUACAUAGGGGAUUUAAAAGGCGUUUAAGGGUCGCAAUGGCUUAAAUCGUAAAAUGAAGGCUGCUAUGCAUGUGGACGAUGAAACGCUCACUUCACAGCUCGGACAUCCAAGCAUGCCAGGCAUGGGACCGCCACCUCAUCACCAGACUCUUAAUCUUAGCGAUAAGCAGCGUGCCGAAAUGCUUGACAUUCCAAUGAAGAAAGCGAAAGGCCUCGAUGAGACAUCUGCUUAUCAGCUAGAAUACCAGCGCUAUCAAUCCCUAAUGUAUGCGCACUGCGCGCAGCAACAACGCGUCGGUUCAAUGUCUGCGUUCCGACCGUGGGCGCCAAAAUCCUUCCUGCAUCCAGCUGCAACAUACAAUGCAGUAGCGGCGUUCUCCACACUACCCUAUCUAAGUCAAGAACCACCAGUGUUGCAAAACCCGGAAAGGGUAGUACGCAGCACAGAUCGCGAACGCUUCGAACGCACCUACCAACCAAAUGUAGCACUUGUGCCUCGCAAAUGCAUUUUGACUAAGGACAGAGAGAAGGAGCAGCGUGAAUACAGGGAGCGGGAAAGAGAGCGAGAAGUGGAACGAAUGCGGGAGCGGGAGCAGGAACGGAAACUUGAACGCUCCCGGGAACGUGAGCAGACUCGGGAACGGGAGCAACGGGAACUAGAAAGGGAUCGAAGAGACCGGGAAAUGCAACAACACCGGCAGCAGCAUUUGUUGCAGCAACAAAACCUGCAUCAACAACAACAAACGCUGCAAGAACAUGCGGUGUUAACAAAUUUGUGCGCAACUGAAGUGCAAAUAAAGCAAGAGCGUGCCAAUACACCAAACGAGAUGCUCCAGUCGCCACCCCUUACGAAUGUCAGCGGCGGCGGCGACGAGAACCCUACUGACCGGCGAAGCAACGGGCCGCUCGACGAAGACACCAUAUUGCCAAUGAUAUCACCCAUGUUGAAAAUGAACCAGCAGCAACGAAAAAUGCCAAGCAAUAAUAAUAGUAGCAGCAAUCAUAGCAACAGCAACAGUAGUAGCAACCAUAGCGAUGUGGAGCAGCAGCAACAGCACCAAGUGCAGGAGCAACAGCAAUCACAGUCGCGGCGACACUCACUCUAUACCUCAAACUCCUCCGCUUGCUCAACAUCAUCGACGACAUCGAAUACACCGCCACAGCAACAAUUACUGCCUGCGCAUCUGCCUCCGUCGCAACAGUAUCAACAACAACAACAGCAUCAGAGACAUAUACAGCAUUUGACGCUGCAACCACAGGCGACACGACUUCGACAAUCGCCCCGAACGUACCCGCCUUCGCCGACAGACACACACAGCUCCGAGGAAUUUUCGGGUUCGAAUGAGAUCACUUCAUCCACUUCCCCCGCGCCCUGUAAUGAAAAUAAAUGCAUAAGUCGUGGCCAUGCGCCACACCAUAGUCUUAAUCAGGAAUCAAGCCGAGAGCAAAAAGGUCAGCCGCUCAUCGCAACAGUGAAUCAACAUGCCAAACUUCUCCCGACGCCGAUAUCUGCAACAUUGACUGCCAGCAACAACAACGAAUUGCCAAGCCGAAUUCGCAUAAGCAAAAACCUUAUCAAUCGGGCGAAUAUAAUUAGAUCGCCUACACCUCCGCCACCACUACCUCUAACAUCCACAUUAGCCCAACUGCAUCCGCAACAAGAGCAACACCACCAUCCACAGCAGCAACAACCCCAGCUGCAAGCGUUGCAACAUCACCAACAGCAGUAUGAAUAUUUCAAGCAAAAUCAGCGACUUAUUGAUCAGCAACGUCAACAGCACCAUCACCACCACCAGCAACAACCUCUCUCAUCAAUACAACAGCCAAACCUCAUUAUGCGAACCCAUCAUUCGCAGCAAACGCAGCACUCACCCACGCCCGCACAGUCUUCCACCUCAACUGGACUGAACCUUAGCACCCACUCCACAAAAGCUACGAUGUCAUCGCACACAAUGGAUGCACAAAAUCAUCAGCCGCAACCUCAACAGCCGCCAUCACACAACGGGAUUCCAUACAUCGGCUCCGAAUUUGAACUGUCGACCGACACAGACGAUGACAGCGUGAGUGGGGAGGCGGAUAGCAGCAAUAUUUUGGUACCUUGGGAUAUGGCUGUCGAAGCGUUACGAGACACAAGACCCAAAGAGCGAGAACGCGUUCUCAAUUUUCUGCGGAAACUGUUACAUGAAAAUCAGCAAAUGCGUUACAGCAAUCUGCAACUCAGCGAAAUGAUCUACAAGCGUGAUGCUAUGAUCAGAGACCUCCGAGAUCAGCUGCAAACUUGCCGAAGACACAUGCAGAUGCUCAGCUUACAUCAGGAGAUGCCGGGACCAACGAAUGGAGCGCAUCGCAACGACAGUUUUCAGGAUGAAGAAAUUCAGAAAUCAUUAUCAUCAACGGAGGGUCGAUACUUAGAGAACCAUAGCCAAGCUAAGGUUGGUGCUGAAAUCAAUGGAAAUGAUGUUCACGCAAGGAAUGUAGGUAACGCGACAGAGACCGAUGGAAAGAAAAGCUGCAAGCAGUCAACAAAUGGUCAGCUCACUGAAAGCGAUGAGGAAGGCGAUCGUAAAAGAAGCGAAGACGAUAACGAUAAAAGCAGUGAUGCAGAAAGUGAAGACGAUGUUGCCGACGAUCGACGGAGCGAUGUCGUUAUGCAAGACAGUGUCACUAGCGCUAGAGGUAGUGGAAAUCACUUAAACGAGAGUGAUGCAAUCUCACAACCUUUGGCAAAGCGGUCUAGGGUUGAAAGUGACAGUGAAAGCAGUUCCAGUUUGAAUCAAGAGCCUAAGCCUGCGAGCCACGCAGGUCAGCAGACAUCCCACAAAGUGCAGCAUAAUAAUUCUUUCGAUUCGGAAGAUGAAACGCCAUCGACACACACCGAAAGGAAUACAGAAAUGGAUACGGGCGACGACUAUUCGAAUGCGGAAAAUAAGGAGUACCCAGAGUUAAACGAAAAUAAUGAUCUGAGCGAGGACGAAGAAGAGGCUACCCGCUUUACAGUCACAAAAGAUAGCAGCAGUGAUACAUCUGACGAAGACGGCGAUCAGAACUCGGAGCCCCUAAACCAAACACGUGUGGGCGAGACUGAUGUACAGGCACCUCACAGUAGCGCAUUGGCCACGCCACCAACCGCAACCACACCAUUGUCACCACAUUCUGCCGCAACUGCAGGACAGUUGUUCGAUAGCAGCAAUAGCAGUGACGAAUCGUCCAUGAAGAAAGCGCAAAUGUCAGCAUCCAAUGCACUCGCCAAAAUAACUGAAGCCGCCGAUGAUACCACGGAGCAGGUGGCAAAUCAAAAAGAGAAGGUGAAGUUUGACGAAGUUGAAGACAGCUGCGACGAGGAGGAGGUAGAGGACGGAGAUCAAGGCAUCGGCAGCGUGGAAGUAGAACCCAGUGAAAAUAUUGGAAAUAAAUUCAUCAUCAAUAAAGCUGAAUACUGCUCGCGCAGGGGGCGACAUAUUAUCAAAGCUAACUUACACUCGGGAAAAUCACGUGAAACCCGCAAGGCACUCGAUUGUGAAGAUAACAAACUGAAUGUUAACGUAAAAGCCAACAACACAGCUGGUGUCGAACAGCUAACCCGCGCACCACUGGCUACAAAGGCCAGUAAAAAACAAACGCCAACAACGAAUGUCGAGUUACGGAUCAAAGAGGAACUAAUUUAACCGCUUCAAAGCGUCAAAUGACACACUCGUCGUAUUCAUCGUGCCUACCAUAGAACUCCUUGAACCAGAGAGCAUGCGUAGCUGAAACGCCCAAGAGUACAGUCUAUCUCAUAUAUGUAUGCACAUGUGUAUAUAUGUGCAGUAGGGCGGGACGAUUUGUAGGGGCCCAAAAAAAUUAACAGGGCCACAUCGCGCUUAUGAUUAUUUGGGCAUUUCAAGCAUUUUUGUCCAAGAAACCAUAGGUCUAAAAUGAAUUUCGAGCCAACGAUUUUUUCUAUCUAGUUUUUUUUCAAAAAGUGGCUCAUCUGUUGAAACAACUGUAUUGAAAACUAGCCAAAUGUGUAUCAGGGGGUUUUUGGGGUCGAGGAAUCCAUUUCUGGCCUUAAUUUUUUCUUUUGGGGGCCGCCAGAGGACGCUUCCGUAUUUUUUUUUUAAUUUCAACGCCCUUUUUCAGAAAAUCGACAAUAUUGUUGCGAAAAUCCACGAAAUUUGACUUUCUCAUAAUGCAAUUUAAAUUUUUAAAUAGCCGAAGAUGUUCAGCGUUGAAAAUUUUUUUUAUUUUUAUUUAUUUAAUUUUUUUUUUAUUUUACAUAUUAAACACUGUAUGAAAAUGAAAACGCACAGUAUGAAAACGAAAACGCAUGCUGUCACACAUGUAAUUUGUCAUACAAUAUGUCGAUAAACAGUAUUACCAACAUAAUAUUAAAAAAAAAAUACGUUAUACGUAUUUAAAAACUGAAACA
Messenger RNA from Rhagoletis pomonella (apple maggot), 4514 nucleotides. RefSeq names its product protein split ends-like. NCBI's taxonomy places the organism in Eukaryota, Metazoa, Arthropoda, Insecta, Diptera, Tephritidae. The transcript has 2 exons. Bases 160 to 3771 code for a protein of 1203 amino acids. The record is from RefSeq and is a predicted model, not a curated record.